UUGAGAUGAAUGCUGCCACACACUGCAUAUUUGGUUAUACAGUCAAUAACACAGCCUCUGAUUGGUUAGUAAGUCGGCAAGGAAGCCUGUGAUUGGCCAAUAGACUGAGCUGAGGCAUACCAAGAUGGCUGAGUUGUUAACGUUGCUAAAGUUGCUAAAUAAUCCACAGUGUAGGAUCUAUCAUUGUGAAUGUAUUUUAUAAAGUCGGCCAUGGAACCGAACGGUCCAUAACUUGAUUUUAAAGCUUCUGAAAUGUAUAAGACCGCACUGGCACUCUCGACGAACGUCCCAUCCAGGAACUUCAGUACUGUGGAGAUAUCCAUCUUGGCAUAUACAAGAUCUUUGACGUCAUUUGCAACGCUGACACGCACUGAAGAGGUAAGUUAAAGAUAAUUUAAAAGGAACUACAAGCAAAUUAUUCCAAGUGACUAGACGAAGUGCCUGAUACAUUUUGAAUCAUUAAUUUUUCUUUAUUGUCAUCUUCAUACAGAGUUAAAGUUGUGUUAAUUUUAGCUGUUUAAGUUUUAACAAUCCCCAUGUGAGCUUAACUUAGCUAAUUGGCUAACAAUUAAGGUGAUGGACAUGCUGUACUCCAUGGAAAACGAACCAAACAAACGUUUUCUUCAUUUUUUUCGACAGAGACAGUUGUCUAAAAUGUUUUCAACAGUUUGUUAGCCUACAAUAGAAGAUGCUGGUAGUUAUUGACAUGAGUCAUACAUGUGUUCAGUCGUCAGGUCCUCAUAUUGUUUAGCUUUGAAAGGACUGAAGUGUGUGUGAGGCAGUGUUUAUCUUUGGAUUUGUUUUGGAUGUGCUUCUUUGUUUAGGUAAUGUAGUUAGGCUACUAUUGUCAUCACAGUUGCUUUCUAAGCAAGUAUUUGCAUUUUUUGCAAAGCUAUCUCACUGUAGGUUUGUAAUUUCCACAUGUCCAUUUCCAUUCCACAAUAACAGGUUUGAAGAGCACAUGGCCAAGUGAAUACCAUGUCAAAAAGAAGACCCAGACUUACUCCUCAAGCUGAGGCUACUCAAUUUAUUUUGUCUGGACAUGACAAGACUUGUUUGAAAGUUCAAUGGAUCAAUGUCUUUAAAGGUCGUGGUGUAUUUGCCUGUGCACCCAUCGAAAAGGGUUCCUUUGUGGUAGAAUACCGUGGGGAGUUCAUCUCAAAAUAUGAACGGGACAAGAGGCAAAAGAAGUACACAGAGAAGCAAAAUGCAUUCCUGUUUGAUGUUGACUGGAUCAGUGACAUAUGGUGCAUUGAUGCCUCGCGUGAAGAUGGCUCACUGGGCCGGCUGGUUAAUGAUGACCACAAGUCCCCAAACUGCAAAAUCAAAAAAAUGACAGUCCAGGGUAAACCUCAUCUUUGCUUGUUUGCUAUCCAAAACAUCCAAGCAGAGACUGAAAUAACCUAUGACUAUGGCAAAUCUCAGUGGCCUUGGCGAGCUUUGACAUCAAGUGAUGAGAUUGGGACUAAUUCAGCAGACCCUGAAGUCAGUGAGAGAUCCACUGCAUCCUGUGAACAGACAUCAAGUGAUGAGAUUGGGACUAAUUCAGCAGACCCUGAAGUCAGUGAGAGAUCCACUGCAUCCUGUGAACAGACAUCAAGUGAUGAGAUUGGGACUAAUUCAGCAGACCCUGAAGUCAGUGAGAGAUCCACUGCAUCCUGUGAACAGAUCUCAAGUGUUGAGAUUGGGACUAAUUCAGCAGACCCUGAAGUCAGUGAGAGAUCCACUGCAUCCUGUGAACAG
Messenger RNA from Solea senegalensis (Senegalese sole), 1743 nucleotides. RefSeq names its product histone-lysine N-methyltransferase set-1-like. The annotation marks the transcript as partial. NCBI's taxonomy places the organism in Eukaryota, Metazoa, Chordata, Actinopteri, Pleuronectiformes, Soleidae. Gene Ontology annotation, molecular function: protein binding. The transcript is spliced from 7 exons. The record is from RefSeq and is a predicted model, not a curated record.